Molecule: messenger RNA, 1348 nt
Organism: Trachymyrmex cornetzi
Lineage: Eukaryota; Metazoa; Arthropoda; Insecta; Hymenoptera; Formicidae
Gene: FeCH
Product: ferrochelatase, mitochondrial
Exons: 9
Coding region: 93-1331 (412 amino acids)
Biological process (GO): heme biosynthetic process
Cellular component (GO): mitochondrion
Molecular function (GO): protoporphyrin ferrochelatase activity
Source: RefSeq, a predicted model, not a curated record
UCUGUUUAUUUACUCGUUUUUAUUUACUCGCGAUUAUUCAUGUAUUUAUGUGUAUCACGUCGAACCUAACCUAAUCGUGGCGGUCAAACUUGAUGUUAUCUAACUUCUGGAUUAUUAAGUGCCAUUUUGACAUGAGCAUUAACAAUCUGUUCACGAGCCUGUUAUGUUUCGGACGACAAUGCACGAAAUCUUCUGCUGUAGUAAGGUGCUACGCUUCUGUUGCUGCAAAUCCAGUAGACAAAGACAAUAUAAAACCAAAAACUGGUAUAUUAAUGUUAAAUAUGGGUGGCCCUACCAAUACCGAUCAAGUCCAUGAAUAUUUAUUAAGAAUAAUGACUGAUCGUGAUAUGAUUCAACUUCCAGUUCAAAGUAAAUUAGGUCCUUGGAUAGCCAAACGUCGUACUCCAGAAGUACAGAAAAAGUAUUCUGAGAUUGGUGGCGGAUCGCCAAUACUACGAUGGACGAAUAAACAGGGCGAACUUUUAUGCAAAAAACUGGAUAAAAUUUCGCCUGAAACUGCACCUCAUAAGUAUUAUGUUGCCUUUCGAUACGCAGAUCCUCUCACAGAAGAUACCCUUGAGAGGAUACACAACGAUGGAGUACAACAUACUGUACUUUUUUCUCAAUAUCCUCAAUAUAGUUGUUCAACUUCAGGUUCCAGUUUUAAUGCUAUAUACAAUUAUUACAAAACUAGAGAGUCACCAAAUGGCAUGAAAUGGAGCAUAAUCGAUAGAUGGGCUACGCAUCCACUUCUUGUAAAAACAUUUGUCGAAAGAAUUAAAGAGGAACUUGCACAAUUUCCUAGCGAAAAAAGAGACGAUGUGAUAAUUUUAUUUUCAGCUCAUUCUUUACCAUUACAGGUUGUAAACAGAGGAGAUUCUUAUCCCGCAGAAGUUGGAGCCACAGUUGCAUUAGUAAUGCAGGAAUUAAAUUACUGUAAUCCAUACAGCUUGGUAUGGCAAUCAAAGGUUGGACCUACAUCGUGGCUAGGACCUUUUACCGAUGAAGCGUUAAAGGGUUACGUUAAACAGGGCAAGAAAAGUUUUAUUUUGGUACCAAUUGCAUUUGUAAAUGAGCAUAUUGAAACUCUUCACGAAUUGGAUAUAGAAUAUUGCCGAGAACUUGCCGAAGAACUUGGUAUUGAGACGAUACGAAGAGCUGCUGCACCGAAUGAUCAUCCUAUUUUCAUCGACGCUUUGACGGAUAUUGUUGUGUCUCGUCUUAGAUCAAAACAAUCUGUAAAUCCUAAAUUUUUAAUACGGUGUCCUCAUUGUGUAAAUUUAAAUUGUGAUGCUAGCAAAAAAUGGUAUGCUAAAAUCUGUAAAAAUUAAUAUUUGCAAUUACGCGC